This is a messenger RNA of Prorocentrum cordatum, 808 nucleotides long. The record is from the annotation of a GenBank genome assembly. NCBI's taxonomy places the organism in Eukaryota, Dinophyceae, Prorocentrales, Prorocentraceae.
AGCUCUGCUACAGUGGAUUUUUUCGCUGGCUGUAGCCCUCCUGUGGCAGAGUUUUGCGUCUCGCUGCCACCCAGAUCUUGGUCGGAGCCAUGGCGAUGGUAUUCCCCGCGAACCAAGCUAUCGUCGUCGGUGGCGGCUUGGCAGGCGUGUCCGCAGCCAACACGGUUCUCGAGUGCGGGGGCAAGGUCGUCUUGGUAGACAAGUCCUCUUUUUGCGGCGGCAACUCGACAAAGGCGACCAGCGGCAUCAAUGGUGCGGAGACGAAGACGCAGAAGGCCAAGGGCAUCCAGGAUUCCCGCGAUCUCUUCACCAACGACACCUUGAAGGGUGGGGCCAAGCGUCCGGAGCUCGCUAAGAUCCUUUGCUGGAACAGUGGCGCAGACGUGGACUGGCUUGUCGACAAGUUCGACCUGGACCUGUCUCUUGUGGCGCGCCUCGGUGGCCACUCGGCGCCGCGCACUCACCGUGGCGCGGAGCGCUUUCCCGGCAUGACCAUUACCUACGCCCUGAUCCAGAUGCUUGAGAAGGUUGCAGAGAAGACUGACCGUGCCCGCAUCAUCACCAAAGCCUGCGCCCACAAGCUGCUGACCAACACGUCGGGGGGCAAGCUCUCCGUAGUGGGCCUGAUCUAUUCCAAGAACGGUGAGGAUUUCAAGGAGUUCGGCCCCGUGAUCUUGGCCAGCGGUGGCUUCGGCGCCGACUUCACCACGAACUCGCUGCUGGCGCAGUACCGCCCCGACCUGCUCCAUCUGCCUACCACCAACGGCGAGCACUGCACUGGCGACGGAAUCAAGAUGGGCGAGGCAAU